This is a messenger RNA of Polychytrium aggregatum, 5387 nucleotides long. RefSeq lists its product as uncharacterized. The record is from RefSeq and is a predicted model, not a curated record. Bases 97 to 5157 code for a protein of 1686 amino acids. The transcript has 6 exons. Gene Ontology annotation, molecular function: DNA binding. Lineage: Eukaryota; Fungi; Chytridiomycota; Chytridiomycetes; Polychytriales.
CCCAUCGACACCUGAAGCCCCAAGCCGAGUGUCUCGUGGAUCUCUGGCUCUGGAUAUCUCGCUUUUCCGGUGUCGAUCGAUCCAGCACGCUCGCUCAUGAUUAUCAAUCCAACCUCGGUCGAAGACACCGAGUCGAUGGACGACGAAGCCAGUUUAAGUCCCUCUCUCGAGAUCGACGACGAUCCUUCGUCGUGUUUUGUGCUGUCAGACGACCAUGUACUCUCCUACCGGUCGUUCCAGGUUCGCAUGAACCCGGAGGACGUCAAAGACAAAGUGUUUCUCGCCAUCGUCAAGGCUCUGCUCAAGAUGGGCAACCGGCCAUGCACCCCAAAGGAACUCAGCGAAUGUAUUCAAAAGCACAAGUUUGCGGCGCUCGGCGGCAAUACUCCAUACGCGACGGUAUCCUCGAGGAUAUCGCAACACUUCAAGCGAGUCGCCGAGAGCCGACCACAUCCCCGCCCAGCGCUUCUUGGAAAACAAAACGUGAGCUCCCUGCGCAAAUUGGGCUACUUUGUCAACCAGAAGGGCGUCAGCGUUGACUUUCAAAUAGCGACGUCCAAGCCUCAUACUUCUGAGUCGGACGACUCCAGCGACGUCCCGGUUGAUGAGCUGCAGCCGACCGAGCAGCCCCCAGCAAUUGCGAACCCUGUGAUGGCGGACUCUGCGCGGGUGCACACAGCACCAUCGGCCUUGGCACCGGCGUCGUCCGCUAUUUCUGCAGUCCACACGAUCAGCACCCCUAGUAUCGAACGACGUCCGAAUCUGGCCGGUGCUCUCGCCUUCAGCCCAUCCACCGACUCGCCCGACAGCUCGGGCAAGCUUCCGGCAAAGAAUGGUGUCACACGUCCAUUCAGAGUCAACGGCGCUCUCAAGGACGCUGCUCGCGCGGCGACGAAACGGAAGCGAAUCGCAACUGGGAUGCAGGAGGACCCGUUGGAGCCGGUUAGGAGCUCAAAGCCAGCCUCUGCCAGGAAGCGAGCCAGUGUGGCGCCAGUUGUUGACGAACCACACAAACCACCGGACUGCGGCGCCGAGUCGGACGAAGAAAUCGACAUCAUGUCCGUGGAUGACGACGUCUUGUCUACAACAUCGGCGAUUCCGUCGUCCAACGCGGGCGAUGCACAGGCGACUCCGACGGGCUCACGCCAAAUCGCGCCUAGAGUGCCAACUUCCCAACCGAACCCUUUUGACGACGCAGCACCAUCGGACCAGCCUCCUAUCCUUGGCAUAUCGCUGUCGGACAGUGUCUCUGGGGAAGCUGCGGCAUCCGGAUCAAAUUCGACUCAGUCCGAGAUGGAUUUGCAGCUACGCAAGAACGAUCAGCAAUGUCCCCCGAAUGCAUCAAGUCCGAAACAUGCGGUGCUGGUCUCAUCGCUAUCCAGCGCCGAUCUGGGAUCCAAAUCGGAAGCCAGCAAUGUGGAUCCUGGUUGCAUCUCCGCCGCAACACCACAGCCCUCGACCGCUGGAAUCACCGUGCCCAGUGCUUCUGCUACUUUGUCAUCAGUGCUGUUCCCGCAAGCACCCAACUUCAACGGCUACAUCCCUGAUCCUGCCACAUCUACCAGUGACCGAACAGCGCCCUCCAUCAAUCGGGCUACCCUUCGAUAUGCUUCAAGCCAUGAGGCCAUCUUUAUGCCCAACAUGAUGUCUCCCGAGACUCAUCGCCCCCCAACAUUCUCGGACCGAUCGCCGAAUCUCGCGCAACUGCCACAUCACGGGUCAAGGUCCCAAUCCAAUAUCAACAAGGGAUGGCAUAUGGGUGACCCGGAUCUUUAUCUGCCAUCUCCAAUCGGGGACGACGCCAGUAUCUUUGGACUGGACGAGGGACUGAGGCUGGAUCUCGGCUCCUCCAGCCGCCACUCCGGCGGGCCGCACUCCCUUUCAUCCAAGUUCGUGCCCUUCGUCGCGCCAAUUGAUGCGUCGUAUGGCUCUGUCCGAACAGCUUCAGGAAUCCAGCGCAAACGCAAGGAUUCCUAUGAGUCGGGCCUGCAGAUGUUCCAGCGCCAUACUAGCACAGCGUCGCUCGAGCUGUUCGAGUCUUCACACAAGGCGGCGAAGCGCUUCAAGGUCAAUCCGCAGCAGCACACGAUCAAGCUGGGCGACUUUAUUCUGAGGCGGUCGUUCCUUGAGGCACCCAAUGGCUUGGUGGAAAUGGUUGUUGCCUCGCCGUUGACGGAGCUGCCGAUCUUCACGCUUCCAUGGUCGCCCCGUCCACCCAUCCUGCCAGCAAGCGCGCCGCACUUUGAGAUCUUUUGGAACCACGACUCCAGUCCGGUGCAAAUCGUCCAAUGUCUUGUCCAACUCACCGGCAUGGUCAAGCUCCGCGAUAUCCUCCUCAGACGCAUCCGGACGACUGGCGAAGAGAAGCUGCUAGAAAUGCGGUCACCGGCACACAUGGACUCACUCUCGACUUUGGCCAUCCUAGAUGCAGCAAAUCCGGCAUUGGUGCCGCCGCUGACCGCCAUCGACCUGCGCGAUCGCGUUUGCUGGAGCCGGUACCUCGAACUCCUGAUUUGGCUGGUGCGCGAGUCGGCCUCGACCACAAAGACCCUCCAGAUCAGCGGCUCGCUUGUGAGCUUGGACCAGAGCUUUGCAUUCGAUCCCUUUGGAAUGCUCGCGUUCGAGGGCUUGGGGCCGGCUCUGGGUGCCGAAGUCGACGGCCUUCACAACCACCUGAUUGUGUGGCUACAUGGGCUCCCAGGAUACACGAGCUUUAAGGAUAUGUCGCUGGAAGGCAUCUGGGUUUCAAGCGAAUGCGCCCAGCGACUCACUGAGGAGUUUGACCUGCUCCCGGUCACCAGCGAAGCCAUAUCGCUGAUAUGUGAGGGGUUUCAGACGCCCCAGGCUGCACAGUCAAGCUCGUUAUCAGGCGACGUCAGAGCAGCGUCCGCGCCUGUCACUGGCGGUAUCGAUGCAAUGGCUGAGGACGAAGGAAACGCCUUUUUUGUCUUCAGCGAGGGAGAAAGCGAAGCCAGCGACGACACCCCCGACACACCAAUGCUGCCGGCGCAGGCUUCAUCGUCGCUGUUGGAGGCCACUUCGACAGCAAGGCCGGCAUCGGACCCCUCGUCUGGAUCGACGGCAGAAUCGACUUCCGGGCCGUCGUCUGCUGCUGGAUCGGUGGCAACUCGAUUGUCAGCCACAGAACCGUCGCUUCAACAUGAAUCGGGUCCUGCUGCUCUCGGCCCGGCCUCGGAGACGACGACUCUCGGUCGUGUGCGGACUGAGCUGCUAGCCAGCCCGUUUACAAGUGGACGAGAUGAGCUCCUGUCUGAGACAUCCGUUUUACACAGCAGGACACGCCAACAUUGCCCAGUGCAUCUUUCCCCCAGCACGCUGGACCUCUUCCCUGCCGUCGAGAAUCCUCUACAUCCGCCCACGAAUGUGUGGAUGGUCGAGAUCGAAGGACUGUUAUGCUAUGUCACAUGGAUACCCGAAACUCACAGACUCCUGUCCGGUGCCGGCCGCUUGGGCAGCGAAUCGAUGCUGAGAGAAGGCGACGGUCGAGAGCCUCCAACAAGAUCCCCGCGCAUGCAAGCCCAAUCCCAGAAUAUCACUGAUGCUGCUCUGGCCGGCGCGAGCACUCUGCAGUCCCCCAGGCUCCGAGGCGAGGGCGAAACUGGCAUCCCGAUCCUCCGCAGAGUCGACAAUGGAAUGGUCAAUGCCACGCUUUUGCUCUAUGCCGGUGGCAUGAGGACCGAAGAAGAGCGAAGUAUUGCUCUCUCUUUGGAGCAGUCCAAGGUGCGGUGUCGCAAAGCCGACUCACAGCUCUAUGGGACAUGGAUCCCGCUCGGCCGUGCACGCGAACUCGCUCGGAGCUGCUGCUUGGAAGCCAAGCUCAGCACAAUUCUCGGCGACGAAAUUGGCAAGAUUGCUUUUCGUCGAGCGCUCUCUCCGGACUCGAUCCUACUGCCUCCAAGUGUCACCGAUCUGGAUCCACCCGGCGUCAAUACCCUUGGCCAGGAUUGCUCCGCGGAUUGCCCCAUGCUAGAGAGCACGACUGGUGCCGAAGGAUCCCCGGUCGCUCAAGAAGCGGGUCUCAUCCAACCAGAGCUUCGGACCAGCUCUGGCGUGGGCUCCGCUGCUGGGGCUUCAGUGAUCUCGACGGCAAGUUCAAGCGGUGUCUCCCCUGGCGCUGAAGUAACACUGCCACACAUAUCCACUACCCCUGUUCCGAAUACUGCUCAGUCUGUCCCGCCAGCUGUUACGGCUGACAAGGCUCUACCUGCUGUUGCCACGGCCGCUCCUUCUGUCGCGACUGUCCCUUCUCGAUCGAUAUCCGUAUCUGCGUCGGCAUCCCUUGUCGGCAAUAAGCCGCCCUCACUUGCUCGGACCUCCCCAGCGAAGGCUCUGGCCCCACCGAUGUCCUUGGAUGGCACUGGGCCUUCCCCAGCCAUCAAGUCGACAGCAGCCGCCGUUGUGCCUGCAGCUUUGCCGCAGUCCAAUGCGAAUGAACCACAGCGGCGUCCUGGGAAUGAUGGCAGGGAUGCACUGGCUUCUGCUGUGGAUGAGCCCCGGACCGCAGAGGUCGUAUCGAUACCAAGCAGCGCCUCCAAAGCGCUCUCACUGUCCGCUACAACCGCAGUCCCGCCUUCAACCACGCUUUCAACCACACCUUCAACCGCAGCUUUGACUACAGCGACAGCAGCGGGUCUCCGUCCCCCCUUGUUGACGAUAUCGCCUCGAGCUCCUUCUCGACCCACGCUGCCAACCCCGGCGCCGUCGGGAGCCGCCGCGUCCACUCCAUCGACACCAACGAUAACAGGCGGUGCGGCCUUGCCUCCAGCAUCGCCAGCGAUCUCAUCCUUAACUGCUGCAAAAGGAACUCCUUCGACGAGCCAGCCAUCAAAUACCCACACUCUGGCGGCUGCAGGGGCUGCGCCAGCGUCUCAGUCUGCACCAGCCACAGCUGCUGCCGGGACAAGGAAGCCCAAAAGCCGAUACACCGCUGCAAAGAAAGACGGUCCCAAACCCGGAUCCGUUGCCAAGACCACCGGCGAGCCGCUUCCCGGACUGGUCCGCAACAGGGUUCUGCAAGUAGGGUCUCCGAGCCGCCUCAAGCAACGCCUUCCCCUCCACCACCGCCGCCAGCAGCGGCAGCACAAAUGCAGGCCAAUGCGACGAACGCAGCCAUUAAUGCGCUGGCCUCGAAGCUGACGGCUAUGAUCGGGCCCCCAUCGACAUGGACAACAGCAUCGAUCACAAACGCCCUCGCGACACUGACAACGAACAGUGGGCUCGCCAAGUCUCCCGGGCUUUCGGUCCUGUCGCAAACCGGCCAAGGCGGUCAAGGAGUCAGCUUGACUGCAGCCCAAGCAAGCAGCCCCAACGUGGCUGGCUCUGUUGGCGGGCAGUCUGGCAUCCUGGGCAACGUCAAGGGACCGGGA